Molecule: messenger RNA, 248 nt
Organism: Funneliformis geosporum
Lineage: Eukaryota; Fungi; Glomeromycota; Glomeromycetes; Glomerales; Glomeraceae
Source: the annotation of a GenBank genome assembly
AUGACAAUAGAAUUUAAAAACAAAACAGGCGGUCUCAUAACCGUCGUCCUUAAAGAUUCAAGCACAAAAAAAUAUUUAUUGAGAAUAGAUAUUAUAAAUGGUGGUAUUGGAAAUUUCGAUACUCACGCUGGAUCUUUUUUAGCACAUAUUACUCUCAAUAAUAGGAAACACUGGGAAACAGCAGUUAGUGAUGGAAAUCAUUACAGAGUUGAUGGAUACAUUGUUACCUCUCAUCACGAAAUACAAUA